AUUAACGACACGACUAAACUUUACGUCCGCUUAUAACUAAAUUUGGCAUAAAAACGAAAUAAUCUGAAUUUUUGAAAGUUUUAAAAAGUAACCGAAGGAAAGAAUCGAAGUCCUUGGGUGUACGGGCGAUUUCGACGAUAAUAGGAAAAAGCCCGGCAUGGCCUCUCCCUCAGAUACACAAGGAGGAAUGUCUCGCAAUGGACCUGGUCUUUACGAGUUUCUUAUGGAAGCUGAGUUACAACAGUAUUAUCCCGGUAUUCGAGGGGACUUGAAGGUGCAAACAACAGCGCAAUUGAAAUAUGUGACAGAAGAAGAUUUGAGUGCGAUAGGAAUGAGCAAGCCGGAGAUGCGUCGUUUAAAGAAAUACUUUCAGAAGCUUUUUCCUCAAAAUUAUUUAUCCAAAUUUAAAAAAAUGCUACUACCAAAACGCGAAGAGCAGCCUUCUGGUGUUCUAGGCAUGUUACCAGAAGAAAGACAUAACAAGCCAUCAGUAAUACGUGUUCCCAAUAAACACAUGAUUCCGGCUGAUGCGAUUAUUGUGAAUAAAGAACUUGGGACCGGUGAAUUUGGGGUCGUGCAACAAGGAGUAUGGACUAAUGAUGGAGAAAGGAUACAAGUUGCCAUUAAAUGUCUGUCACGCGAAAGGAUGCAGAACAAUCCCAUAGAAUUUUUGAAAGAGGCCGCGAUAAUGCACGCAAUUGAUCAUGAGCAUAUUGUGAGACUAUAUGGCGUCGUGCUCGAUACGAACUCGCUGAUGCUCGUUACAGAAUUGGCUCCAUUGCGUUCAUUACUGGAAUGCCUUAAGGAACCCAGUCUACGUGCAAGUUUUCCUGUCUUAUCGCUGUGUGAUUUCGCUAUGCAAAUCGCUGACGGAAUGCAAUAUCUGGAAGCGAAAAGAUUGAUACAUCGUGAUCUUGCUGCCAGAAAUAUCCUUGUAUUUUCCAAGAACAAGGUCAAAAUAUCGGAUUUCGGAUUAUCACGUGCUUUAGGGGUGGGUAAAGAUUAUUAUCAAACAAAUUUCAAUGUUAAUUUGAAGCUGCCUAUUGCAUGGUGCGCACCUGAAUGCAUAUCAUAUUUGAAGUUUACGUCAGCGAGCGACGUUUGGGCAUAUGGAGUAACGUUAUAUGAGAUGUUUAGUUACGGAUUUCAGCCUUGGGCAGCGCUGACCGGCCAUCAAAUUCUUGAAGCAAUAGACGAACCUAAUUUUCAGAGACUAGAACAACCUGAGUGCUGUCCAAAAGACUAUUUUACUUUGAUGCAACAAUGUUGGCAACACGAACCCUCAAAGAGGCCCAAAUUCUCCGAAUUGAUUAAUGUACUACCCGAUCUGAAACCUGAGCAAGUGCAGGCAGUCCAAGAUAGCACCGAGUCAGGUCAGCUCGUUUAUAGACAGAGCGAUAUAAUCACAGUUCUGGACAAAGGUAGCAGCAAUACUUUGUGGAAGGGCGUUCUAAAUAAUGGCAAAACGGGAUUCUUCAAUCCGGCUCACACAAUCGCAUAUCUUGGGUCCAAUCUGCCUAGUAAUAAACCCGGCGAAUUUACACGGGGAGAUGGUAGAAAUGCUUUCUCCUCGCAACGUAGAAAAAUUCGAACGGACAUGAUAUCCUCACCACAAGGCGAUCUCAAACAUACUGGUCACGUAGGUUUAGAUGGAGCAUAUUUUGGUGACAUUAGCUUUCUUGGAAAGUAUCCGCAUUUGCCUCGUCAAGUUGUGACGCCGUACAAACCGCAGGAGGAUGCAACCGAUAAUUUUAGUCAAAUUUCAACUCAGAAUGCAAGAAGCAUAGACAUGAAUAGGGAAUCGACAAGAGAAAGUAGAAGCAUACAACAAGAAACUGGAAGUAAACAUGAGAGCCUAUGGUCUGAUAUGAAUUCGGAGAUAUGCCAUGCUACAGGCAACAACGCAAACAAGCAAGCUAUGACAUCCAAUAUAGGUAGUAAUACUGAUACUCUUGGAGCUGACCAUGAAUACCACGAAAUCAGUGAUGAAGAAAACCAAGAUAGUCCGUUAAAAUUUGAUAAGACAUUAAAUUUUGAUUUUGGUCCAAGUCUUUUGGCAGAAAUGGAUCAAAUGUUCAGAUCAUUAGGUUCUUCCCCUCCCGGCCAUUCGUUAUUCAUUGAACAUGAAUCAAGCAACGCAAGGAAUGAACUGAGGGAAAUUCAAGCAAAACAUAAAAAGAAGCAAGCCACCGUGAAGCCUAUCUCAGCUGCCGAUCAGAAAACUCUCUACUCAGCUAUUGCUAUGGCACAAGAAUUGACCGCACGUUCCAUGACAGAUCUUGAAUAUCCACCGGAGUCUCCCCGUACUCCUGCCAGUCCUUCAAGGCGUAGGAAAUUCUCUUUUAAGUUGCCACAUCAACACAGCCCUAAACCAGACAGACGACACUUUUCUGAAGAAGCUGCCAGUAUACCUGAUAUACAGUGGUUAUGCUCAAGCCUGCAAUCCCUUUCAUCAACGGUAUCUAGUACAGAAUCCCUUGGUGCUCCAUCAACCUUAAAACUUCCUCUGUGGGACAAGGCAUCUGCAGAAUUUUGUUUCGCGAAAUCGCGAGAGCUAUUAACAAAGCCGAGUGCCUGGGCUUCGUACAUGGAUAUUGACUUGAAUGAGCAUAUGUUAGAUAAUGUUGCAAUGAAGCAGAAUUUAAUAAAAUCAACUAAAUUUUGGGAGAACGGAAAUAGAACGGAUCACUUCAAAUGCGAAGGAGUUUCUGAUGUGGACACCAAAUUAAAUGUCCAUCACCAGAACGAUAAAAAAUUCAAUAUAGAAGAUUUGAACUACGAUUUUUCACGCGAGAUGAAGAGAGUAUCUACCAGUUACGUUGAACGUUAUUUUGAACAGCUGAAAUACUGUGAUGAUGAAACUACUCUAGAAUGCACCAGCGCAAACAGCGAGAAGAUAUAUUUCAGGAAAGAAAAAUUGGACAAAUAUGUUAAAAUUAAUAAUUUGGAACAGCCUAAUAAACUCACUUAUUCUUCGAACAUUCAAGAACAGAAUUUGUCGGUCAGUGUUAAAUCUAAUCAAGCAUUACAAAAUAAAUUAAAUAACUGUGGAUUGAACGAUUGUAAUGUCAUGAAUUUCGAAGCACAGUCGGAUGAAAAUGUUGAUAUUUUGAAAGAAAAAAUGGCAAAUUUUGAAUCUCCUUGUAAUAAACCGGACAAGUUUGAUGUAGCAAGGGACAAGACGACUAACUUAGAUCUUGGUACACGACCGAAAAUUCCUGUUACCUUUACUGACUCCACAAAAAUAAACAUCACAAAUUUUACCAAGAAAAUUAACCUGUCGAAAUCUAGAGCCGCUAAAAUGUCUUUUAUGCCCAGAAAAUCCAGUCAAGACAUGAACACCAUCUGUGGUUCAUCGGAUAAUAUUAAGACUAACACGAAGACAAGUGGCUCGGAUAGUCCAAGGAGUAAUACAGAUACAAUAAAAAUAAAUAUACAAAGUUUUCGCAAGUUUGAACAAAAUCAGAACAGUCAUGAGGGCUUUCCGUAUGUAAUAUCCAAUAAUCCUAUAUUUAUUACUGAAAUAGAGAAGAAAGAAUCUCCCAUAUAUAGCAGUUCCGAAAGUUUGCGAGCAAAUUUUCAACGUCUCAGGCGGAAAUCUGAUGCCGAAGCCAGUCAGGUAGAACUUAAUAGUAAGAUCUUAGCUGAAAAAUAUCAACGUGAAAUUUCUGGUUUGGAAAAUGUAAAAAAUUACUUAGAUUCUAAAAAAGCUCACAGUUUAAACUUGGGUUUAAGUAAGUUGACACAGAACAUGGUACAAUUAGGCAAGAAUAUCGUGCAAAAUUCGAAAAAUUUAGAAACAGCUUUGCCAAAAGUCUUCAACAUAAGGAAUCUGGAUUUAUCUGCGCCAUCUCAAACACCUCUGCGAAGCUUAAAUAUACCGAUUCAAAAACCUAAGAAUUUGGACUUGAAUAUUCCAUUACAAAAUCAAUCAUCGAUUAACACAAAAUUGAACUUGAUAAAAAAAUCAAACUCGCCAACAAGUCCAACUUUAGACCAACACAUUUUGGAACCGCCAAAAUUAUAUCAGAACGAUCCCGCUAGAAAGGAGUUACCGAAAUUGGAUAUGCUCGCAGAGAAAUUUUCUGAUGCCACCGUUUACCGAUAUAGGACAUCAUCCUUGUCGGAGAGUAGAAAACCUUCAAUAAAAAAUAUACGUAGAUCUUUUCAUCCUAGAAAUGAUUCCAGUGAGGACUCGGACUCGAUUUCGCAUUCAGAGACAGAUAUCAGGAGCCGUUUGCGUUAUAAACGCUGGCACAAGAAAGUUCCACAUAGUUUGCGCUUGAACUUCAAAAAUAGAAUCUCAUUUUUACAUCCUGACUCCGCCAAAGGAUUGUCUGCGGUUGAGCUUUGCGGAAAGUCACCGCCGCCGUCGACGAGUUUCUUGAACUCAUUAUCGCCACCGUUCUCUUCCAAGAAUAAUUUGCUUUCUUGGCCGGAAAGUGCACCGAGCUCUAGCUUGACAUUUACUAGUAAUUCUGAUUUUGAUUCAGACACAAGCUCCGAGUAUCCCGAAUUCACAAGCGACGCCACCCUAUCGGAAGAAGCUAAGGAAGUGUACAACAGUUUGGUGGAGACGCCAACAUUGGAAAGUACCGGGGAUACGAACCCAUUGCGCAUGUUACGUUCCGGAUUAUCUAUAGUAAGGCCUAGAAUUCGUGGGAACAAACAUGCCACUCUGGGCUACCCAGUGUUAUCGCAGUCAGAAGACGUAUCUGGUGAGCAUGGCUUCCCUUUCGAGAUGCAUCAUAGCGGCGCGAUGACUUUGCCCAAAGUUCGAGCACCUCCAUCGCCUCAUACAAUUUUAUCUCUGCCUCAAUCACGCAUUCUUGAAAGACAUCACUCUAUGGAAAUAGAGAACAAUCAGAAUCAGAAUAACAUCGACGAGAAUCCAAUACCUCUGCCGCCUAGAGACCGCUCUAAGACACUUCAGCCCAAGUCUAGUUUACCACGACAUCAAAGGAAGCAUCCUUUGAUCAUACCUGGAGAUGGUAUCACAAGAACGCUAGCCAAGAUGGCAAUAACCAUGCCAUCCGUGGACGAUCAAGUGGACGGACAUUUCAUGUUACAGAAUUCUAAUGCGGCAAUCGAUGAGACCUUGCUACAGGACAACUAUCAUCCAGAAGCGUCUGCUAAUAGUCCAGAGGAAUUCGAACAACGCAUAGAUUCCGAGCUAGCUGCACUGGAUUCAUUACCUAUCGAAGAAUACCGUCUUCGACGAUGUAGCGUGAUCUCGGAGGAUUUGCUGGAGUUCUCAGAUAACUUAAUCGACUGCGGCGACAUGCUGGAUGUACGUCAGAAUGUUUCGGAAACAAGCAAUGAGAAACAAUUGAGUAAUUCAUCAACAAUGACCGAUAAGUUAUGCAGGAAAAUCAGCGCCGAAUCGAAGUUCUCCUUAAAAAGUUUUGCAUCUAAAAUACAAAAAAACACGGAAAGAGAUCCAAGUCAGGAUCCGAUGACAAUUAGUUCUCAUAGAUCAGAAGACUGGAACAAGAUGAAUUCCUCGAUCAGAGUUCAAAUUCCGUCUACAACAAUACAGCAGACACCACUAAAUUAUUCUUCACAAACAAACGUGGAAGAAAUCCCUUCCAAAUACGAAGCUUUUCAUUGUGAGGAACCUUUGGUACAUAUUGGCUCAAACAACAAUUUUCAUUUGACUACUCUUCCAAAAGCUUAUCACUUAUCCAACGAAAAAACAUCGAGUUGUGACAUCGUGAGUGACUUGUCGCGACAAUCGGAUCAUGUUUCUUGCGAAGAUCUAUUAGAAUUUGCUUGUGACGGGCCAAACACACGAAGAACUCGCGGACCUCGUAACGGGGAACAAUCUGAUGAAGUACGAAUCAUGCUGAAGGUGUUGCAACAGUCAACCCCAGAAUCCUGCAUCGCUGCAUUGAAUGUCACGGAAUGGGAUGUUCUAGCUGCAAUUAAACUGGAACGGCUUCAAGGACUAUUGAAAAAGGAAAAUAGUUUUGUCGGCCUCGAAGAUUGUAAAGUGAUACUGAACCAGUGUGGUGGUGACGUCGUUAAAGCGGCUGCGCUACUGCGAAACACGGACGAUGCUGCCGCGGUUUAGUUUAAAUUCACAAAGGAUAUAUAAGGAUUGACUGAAAAAUUUUUUUGUA
Mycetomoellerius zeteki is the source of this 6122-nucleotide messenger RNA. RefSeq names its product activated Cdc42 kinase-like (gene Ack-like). The record is from RefSeq and is a predicted model, not a curated record. Gene Ontology annotation, molecular function: protein tyrosine kinase activity; protein binding; ATP binding. The coding region runs from base 158 to 6073 and encodes 1971 amino acids. Lineage: Eukaryota; Metazoa; Arthropoda; Insecta; Hymenoptera; Formicidae. Gene Ontology annotation, biological process: protein phosphorylation. The transcript is spliced from 9 exons.